CCUGCAUAAUCCCUUCUCUCCCCUCAUUCAUGUUUCCAGUGGCUGGUUGGUUGCGUUGUUCCUCAGCACAGCAGCAUAGCAGCAUGAAGCCAGCAGCUGAGCGUUCUGCUGUGGUCAUAGAAGAGGCUGACAGCCGGCCUCUUCCCCCGGGAUGGACGAGCUACUUGUCACCAGAGGGACUGAGGUAUUAUGUGAACAGUUGCAGUAAAGAAAAAACAUGGCAACGUCCCUUCUUGUCAGCUGAGGCCCCACAAAGACCACUGACAUGCCAAAACUCCUCACCAUAUGCCAAUGAAUGCCACAGCAGUCGAAAGACCAGCCAGUCUGCAGAGACACCUGGCGUUUCUCUAAGGAAACCUACCAUGAAGAAACAGCCGCCCGGCUCUGUGUCGCCGGCCAAAAGGCAGAUCAAGGAGGUCAAGGAGACCAAGAUCACUAUCAACUGUGUGACUUUCCCUCUGCCCGGAGAAGGUCCAGAGCAGCAGCUCCUAAAGCCCAAUGAAUGGAGCUACUGUGAUUACUUCUGGACUGACAAGAAAGACCCCCAGGGCACCACCUCUGUGGCAGGAUUCGAGGUUCUUCUGCAGAAACAGCUGAAGGGAAAGCAGAUGCAGAAAGAGAUGGCUGAGUUUAUCCAUGAGAGGAUAAAGAUUGAGGAGGAAUAUGCCAAGAACCUCUCCAAGCUGUCUCUCAGCCCCUUGGCAGCACAGGAGGAAGGGACUCUCGGAGAAGCCUGGACUCAAAUGAAGAAGAGUCUCCAUGAUGAGGCUGAGGUCCACCUAAAGUUCUCCAACAAGCUCCACUCUGAGGUGGAGAAACCCUUGCUGACGUUCAGAGGUGACAACUUCAAAAAGGACCUGAAAAAGUACGACCAUCACAUCGCCGACCUCAGGAAACAACUGGCAAGCCGCUAUGCAAGCGUGGAGAAGGCCCGUAAAGCCCUAGCAGACAGGCAGAAAGAUCUGGAGGUGAAGACCCAGCAGCUGGAGGUCAAACUCAGCAACAAGACGGAAGAGGACAUAAAGAAGGCCCGACGGAAAUCCACACAAGCAGGAGACGACCUGAUGCGCUGUGUGGAUCUGUACAACCAAACCCAGUCCAAGUGGUUUGAAGAGAUGGUCACUACCAGCAUGGAGCUAGAGAAGCUGGAGGUUGAACGGAUCGAGUGGAUUCAGCAGCAUUUACGCCAGUAUACGACUCUGAGACACGAAACAGACAUGUUCAAUCAGAGUACGGUGGAGCCAGUCGACCAGCUGCUGCAGAACGUGGAUCCAGCCAAAGACAGAGAGCUGUGGGUGAAGGAGAAUAAAACUGGCGAGGUUCGACCUGUGGAUAUGGACAUAUAGACUAUCCUGAGCUGGGAUCAGCCGUUGUGUCUUCAGUAUUAUGACAUGUCCACACAGUCCCAGAAUACUUCUGGUUACACUGAUCUAGGGACAGCGCAUGUUCUGACUCCUGAGGUCUGCUCGUUCUCUCUCUGAUGGAACGAACAGGAGGAAAGGUUCAGGAAACAGUAACGGUUGAAGUACCAGCAUGUUCCUUCUAAAUUUAAACCCUAUCAUAAUAAACAUUAGCUUACUGAAUGCUGUUUAACAUGUUCUGCUGUUUACCUGUUGUAAAGUUGAGACCAUUACAAAAAUAUAUGUUUUUUGAAAUGUUGAGUUUCAUUCAACACUUCUCCAAUUUCAGUGCAUCAAACAGAAGUCUGAUUAUUGAUACUACCUUUAUUUUAGAUACUGGAUCAUACCAAGAUCUUAGAAUGAAUAUGAUAUAUUUUCAUAUUUUGCUGGUUCAUUCUGGUGAAAAUGCAUGUUUUGAAUAUCUUUUACUGUGUAUGGAGAACUGCACAGUUUGUGGAACCACGGUGAUUGUUUUGGUAUAGUUCAUUGGAUUUACAGGUAUUCUGUAUCUUGAGUCAAUUUAAGAGAUUUGUCAAAAAAAAUUAGACAAUGUGCACAGUGUUAAUAUCCAGUAACCUCAGAUGUUUAAAACACACUCACACACACGCAGUGCUUUGGAAUGUUAAUUUGAUCCCGCUCACCACAAGUCCCAACAUGUGGUUGGUCAAAUUUAGGUCAGGGUCUGUUGUGGAACAGUUCAGUGGAAAAAGGUGGUCUAAGUUACACGGAAACACCUUUUAGUGCCUAACGGUUAUAUACCUGGAAUGUCCUUGAUGUAUUCUACUCUGCAUUGAGUGUAUAUUUGUACAUACAGGCUAGAUGUAUUUUACUGUCAGAUGUUUAACAAGCCCUCCAUCUUUGGGCUCAUGAGGUGUUUGUACUGUACAAUGUUGUUUUGGUUUAUUUUCAGUAAGCGUAAAAGGUGGUGACAUGCAGCAGAAAGCAACAUUUACCAAAUCACAGAUGAGGUAGGAAGCCACAGAUAUGGAUAGAGCCAGCAGAGCUGAAGCCAACUG
Messenger RNA from Monopterus albus (swamp eel), 2416 nucleotides. It is a transcript of the gene gas7a, whose product is annotated as growth arrest-specific 7a. Bases 30 to 1346 code for a protein of 438 amino acids. Lineage: Eukaryota; Metazoa; Chordata; Actinopteri; Synbranchiformes; Synbranchidae. Gene Ontology annotation, cellular component: clathrin-coated vesicle; plasma membrane; cytoplasm. The transcript has 14 exons. The record is from RefSeq and is a predicted model, not a curated record. Gene Ontology annotation, biological process: neuron projection morphogenesis; clathrin coat assembly; clathrin-dependent endocytosis. Gene Ontology annotation, molecular function: protein binding.